GGAACUUUAGUCGCUCCUCCUUGUCAACGAGAACGGGCGGGAGUGCGGCCAUCUCUGCUGCCCCAUUGCGUUGCUCGAUAUAGCCAAGUGCGUAAACACAGUACCGUUCGUAGCGACGAAGAUGGUGGUCAAGGUCGGCAUCAAUGGCUUCGGCCGCAUCGGCAGGCUGGUGUUGAGGGCUUCCCUCAGUCAUCCCGAUGUUCAAGUUGUCGCCGUGAACGAUCCCUUCCUGGAUCCGGAGUACAUCGUUUAUCUCUUCAAAUACGAUACGGUACACGGCAAGUACAAGGGAGAGGUGGGUCUUUCUGCCGACAAGAAGCUUGUGGUCGACGGUAAGGAGAUCGCUAUCUUCGCCCUAAGGGACCCAUCUCAGAUCCCAUGGGGCCAGGCGGGAGCGGACUACGUUGUGGAAUCCACCGGAGUUUUCACAGACAAGGACAAGGCCGCGGCACAUCUCAAGGGAGGCGCCAAAAAGGUGGUUAUCUCUGCUCCUUCUGGCAAUGCCCCGAUGUUCGUCAUGGGCGUCAACGAGAAAUCUUACACGCCCGACCUGGACGUGAUAUCGAACGCCAGCUGCACCACCAACUGCCUUGCUCCUCUUGCCAAGGUCAUCAACGACAGCUUCGGCAUCGUCGAGGGUCUCAUGACCACAGUGCACGCUGUCACUGCCACGCAGAAGACCGUCGACGGGCCGUCUGGCAAGGAUUGGAGGGGCGGUCGCGGCGCCGGGUUCAACAUCAUCCCGAGCGGGACCGGCGCCGCAAAGGCAGUGGGGAAAGUCUUGCCUGUGCUGAACGGCAAGCUCACGGGCAUGGCUUUCCGUAUCCCGACAGCUGACGUGUCGGUCGUAGAUCUUACGGUGCGGCUGGAAAAGAGCGCCACGUACGACGAGAUCAAGGCGGUCAUCAAGAACGCCUCGGAGAACGAGCUCAAGGGCAUCUUGGGCUACACGGACGAGCAAGUGGUUUCCUCGGAUUUCAUCGGCGACACUAGAUCCAGCAUCUUCGACGCCAAGGCGGGUAUCGCUCUCAGCGGCAAUUUUGUCAAGCUCGUCUCGUGGUACGACAACGAGUGGGGAUACUCCAACCGUGUUGUGGAACUCAUUGAGCACAUUGCGAAGAUCGCCUAAGUAAAUAAUCAGAGGGUCAUCAGUAGUGACAGUCGGUCGGUAAUUCAAGGGCAAGACCGUUAAAUUUGAAAUCUCGAAUUCUGUUUUCCCCCUGUUUUUUCGGUGAAUUCGUUAGCGUUUUUUUUUUUUUUUUUUUUUUUUUUUCCCCGGAAUGUGGAGUAAUUAGAGUAAUAACCAGACCGGAUUGAGCUGAUCAAAAAAAAAACUUUUCUUUUUUGGCUGAUGUGUCUCUCUCUCGAUGAUAGAUGUCUGUUUUAGAUGAAUCCGAUUUCUCUUUAGCUGAUAUGUCGGUUAAACUAGUAGGAUGAGAUUCUUGACCUUCUUUCUCCGCAUUUUUUAUCGUCUCUGAAUGCUUUCGUGCCCGUCUCUCAUAACUUCUUUCUCGCUCUUUGAGUGAGCGAAUUGCCAGUGGACAAGCGUAUUUACUGUAGAGACUUUUGCUUGCGUACAAGGAAGGGUAAGAUCACCUUAUGAAUGGUGGCGUCAAAUUGCCAGGCCUUCGAAUGGGCAGCGUAGUGUACUGCGUUCUAGCUUACUGUAGUGGUGUAGAGAAUGGGCGUGGAUGGUCGCGCUGAGAGGAGUGGGCGACCUAUCGAGCAGGUGUCCGCGUGUUUUCUAAAUUAAAAUUUGCCUU
Molecule: messenger RNA, 1763 nt
Organism: Chara braunii
Lineage: Eukaryota; Viridiplantae; Streptophyta; Charophyceae; Charales; Characeae
Source: the annotation of a GenBank genome assembly